AUGUCAAUUGCCAGCACAAUGAAAGCCGUUUACGUCAAUGAACAAGGCGGUGUUGAUAACUUGAUUUAUAACGAUAUCCCCGUUCCCAAGGUCGAUGAGAACUCUGUUCUGGUCAAGAAUCGCUUUGUAGGUGUGAAUUACAUUGAUACUUAUCAAAGAGGUGGUGUCUAUCCUGUCGCCUUGCCUUUUACUCUCGGCCGUGAAGGUGCAGGUGAUGUCGUCCAAGUGGGCGCCAAUGUUAAGGACUUUAAGGUUGGCGAUCGCGUUGUAUAUCUGGGUGGUGCUACUUAUGCUGAAUACACCAAUGUCACAUCCAGUGCUGUCGAAAAGUUGAGUGAUGAAGUUACCUACGAAGAAGCUGCUGCUAUCGGUAUCCAAGCAUUGACUGCUUGGACAAUGGUUCGUGAUGGUUAUCGUGUUAAGAAGGGGGACACUAUCUUGGUUCAUGCAGCAGCCGGUGGUGUUGGCUUGUUAUUGUGUCAAAUGAUUCAUCAUCUUGGCGCUACUGUCAUUGGCACUGUAAGCACUGACGAAAAGGCUGCUCUUGCUCGCGAAAAUGGUGCUGAUCAUGUCAUUGUCUACACUCGUGAAAAUGUUGUUGACCGUGUUAACGAGAUCACAAAUGGUUUGGGAUGCCAUGCUGUCUUGGAUGGUGUUGGAAAGUCAACUUGGGAGGACUCUCUUGCCUCUACUCGCCGUUUAGGUACAUUGAUUUCAUUUGGUAACGCAUCUGGUGUUGUCCCUCCUAUCAAAAUCCAAUGCUUAACAGCCAAGAAUUUGAAAUUGAUGAGACCUCAAUUGUUUGCUUACCUUGCUACUCGCGAAGAGUCUCAAAAAUGGUGGAGCGAAGUCUUUGAUUUAUUGAGCAACAAGGUGAUCAAGUUGCAUAUCCAUAAAGUUUAUGACUUGAAGGAUGCUAAGCAAGCUCAUAUUGACAUUGAGAGUAGAAAAACUACUGGUAAACUUUUGAUCAAGCUCUAA
This is a messenger RNA of Mucor velutinosus, 981 nucleotides long. RefSeq lists its product as uncharacterized. The record is from RefSeq and is a predicted model, not a curated record. Lineage: Eukaryota; Fungi; Mucoromycota; Mucoromycetes; Mucorales; Mucoraceae. The transcript has 2 exons. Gene Ontology annotation, cellular component: cytosol. Gene Ontology annotation, molecular function: quinone reductase (NADPH) activity; mRNA 3'-UTR AU-rich region binding; NADPH binding. Bases 1 to 981 code for a protein of 326 amino acids.